Molecule: messenger RNA, 672 nt
Organism: Striga asiatica
Lineage: Eukaryota; Viridiplantae; Streptophyta; Magnoliopsida; Lamiales; Orobanchaceae
Source: the annotation of a GenBank genome assembly
AUGGUCGUCUGCAUGUUGAGGAGACGGGCGAGCGUUUCAUUGCUGGUGUGGGUGAAUCAUCUUAGGAUUUGCAAAAAGGAGUUGCAGGAUGAUUUCAUGAGAGGGGUAGAGAUCAAAACAACCUCACCCAUCGUGACCUUCUACGAGUCGUCUCGCGAUACAUGCAACCGCCUUGUCGAGGCCAUCGAUGACGGGUGGGUCAACCCGAGGCCCACUCGAAAAUCCUGCACGAGGAGGAGUUCGGCUGGGACAAGGAGCUCGCCAAGAUUUGGUCCUUCAGGCCCAACAACACUCGCCCAAACAUUUUGGUCAACAAGUGCAAGGGAGGAGCCGUCGAGUAUCUUGACGAAAUUUGUCGUGGCCGGUUUUCAGAGAGCCUCGAAGGCGGGCAUGCUCGUCGGAGUGAAGAUGAGGAGCGUUUGCUUUAAGCCCAUCAUCAGAGACGAGCUCGAGCGGCAGAUCAUCGAGGCUGUUGAACGUGUUGUGCACGCAACCUAUCUCUCGGCCACUCCUUGUCUUAUGGAGCCCAUGUACUUGGUCGAGAUUCAGGCGAUCGAGCAUGACCUAGACGUGAUCUACCAAGCUAUUUACGAGAAGAGUGGACACGUGUUAGAAGAUGUGGAGAUGCCCGCCUACACAUUAUUCUACAAUUUGAAGGCCAACCUCCGGUGA